UGUCACCCUGCCCCAGUGCAUUACUGGGAAGGGACCAUGAUGUUUGCAGCGUGAUUGCACUGGGAUACACACAGGAUCUAGAACUCUCGGACCUCAUCCCGUUGCGGACAGCGCAUGAUCCAGCGUCGGCUGCUCACUACUCUCUGCAGGAUGACGGAAGAGGCGAAGAAGCUGGCGGGGUGCGCUGCGGUGGAUAAUCACGUGAAGAAUAACCAGGCGCUUGGAAUUGGAAGCGGAUCCACGAUAGUUCAUGCGGUGAAUCGUCUCGCUGAAAGGGUGAAACAGGAAAACAUGAACGUUGUCUGUGUGCCGACAUCUUUCCAGGCCCGGCAGCUGAUCCUUCAGAAUGGUCUAACGCUGAGUGAUUUGGACCGGCACCCUGAGCUCGACGUCGCUAUCGAUGGAGCAGACGAAGUGGAUUCUAAUCUCAACCUCAUCAAAGGAGGAGGUGGCUGUUUGACACAGGAAAAAAUCGUUGCCGGCUGUGCAAAAUCUUUCAUUGUCAUUGCUGAUUACAGAAAAGAUUCCAAGAAUUUUGGUGAGCAGUGGAAGAAGGGCAUUCCUAUUGAAGUUAUUCCAAUGGCUUACGUGCCGGUCAUCAAAGCAAUACAAAGCCGCUUCGGUGGAGUCGCCGAUCUGAGGAUGGCCGUUAGCAAAGCUGGCCCGGUGGUUACAGAUAACGGGAAUUUCCUUUUAGACUGGAAAUUCGAUAAGGUGUAUGAUUGGAAUAUUGUCAAUACAGCAAUCAAAAUGAUACCAGGGGUGGUGGACACCGGACUCUUCAUUAACAUGGCAGAGAGAGUCUAUUUUGGAAUGGCAGACGGCACCGUCACUGUCCGCGAUAAACCUGCGAGCUAAAUGAACCGGCCGUUCAUCGAUGAAGUCCAACCUCCAUGCCAAGCAGAUAGACAUGUUUACUGUGUUCUUCAACUAUAAGGUUGAUGUUGUUGUUGCCUUUUUUUUUUUUUUUUUUAUAAACUUGGUACAUUUCUACAUUUGUCUAGAUGCAUUUCAGAAUACAGAUGUAGUCUAUGCCAGAUUAAACCAAGAUUAUUAAAUGACUUCAUCCUUU
This is a messenger RNA of Spea bombifrons (plains spadefoot toad), 1072 nucleotides long. RefSeq names its product ribose 5-phosphate isomerase A (gene RPIA). Gene Ontology annotation, cellular component: intracellular membrane-bounded organelle. The transcript is spliced from 10 exons. Bases 115 to 858 code for a protein of 247 amino acids. Gene Ontology annotation, biological process: D-ribose metabolic process; pentose-phosphate shunt, non-oxidative branch. Lineage: Eukaryota; Metazoa; Chordata; Amphibia; Anura; Pelobatidae. The record is from RefSeq and is a predicted model, not a curated record. Gene Ontology annotation, molecular function: ribose-5-phosphate isomerase activity.